This is a messenger RNA of Daphnia pulicaria, 2013 nucleotides long. RefSeq names its product insulin-like growth factor-binding protein-related protein 1. The record is from RefSeq and is a predicted model, not a curated record. Gene Ontology annotation, molecular function: insulin-like growth factor binding. Gene Ontology annotation, biological process: regulation of signal transduction; regulation of cell growth. Lineage: Eukaryota; Metazoa; Arthropoda; Branchiopoda; Diplostraca; Daphniidae. Bases 608 to 1612 code for a protein of 334 amino acids. The transcript is spliced from 7 exons. Gene Ontology annotation, cellular component: extracellular region.
GAAAUAAAUAUACACCCAGAAAUGUAGUGAGAAAAAUGUCCUAGUCGAAUUAUUCGUCUAAUUCUAGUUGAAUUCGUUAUCAGCGGGAGUGGGAUUUUACAUUUAGGAAAGUUUUGCUGAGAUUUCACACGAUCGGGCGGCAAAAGUUCAUUGGCUCGUGAUAUCAUCUCAGAGACUUGUCAGUUCCAGAAUCCAGAGGACAGAAUUCCUUAUUGGAACGCGCGGUUUGCGGACGGCGUGGGACGUGCGACUGCUGGCGGAUAUCCCCCCCAUGCAGCGUGCUGUGUGCAACACGGUCAAGGGAAUAUCCAAUCUGUUAAACGAAUGAAAGAUUCAGCCGAGCAAAAGAUCAACAGACGUGAAAGAGCGGGAGGGAUGAAAAUGGGAAAAAAAGAAGAAGAUUCCAGACAGCGAAAAAUGUCUGUGGUUUUUUAGCAUCGACCAUCAAACUGCACUUGAGAUUUUCGGGACCAACAGUCGGCUGGAAGUAAUAAGGCGUGCGAGAAGCUGAGAACUUGGACUACCGCAGAUUGAUUGCUAGUUUCGCUGCUCCCAACUUUCCAUCAUCCGGCGUGGAGGAGAUCAUCAACGUCUAAUAACAUCCGUCAUGUGGAAAUUGGCCAUUAUUUAUUCGCUGGCCUUGCUGGUCAUUGCGGCGAGCGUUGCUGAAGUGAAGGCUGACGAAACGGUUGAUGAAACGGACCUUGACGACGAAGCCAUGGGCGACUGCGGCAUUUGCCGCAAAGAGGAAUGUCCGCCAGCCUCCGAUUGCCGGGCCGGCCUGGUCCUGGAUCGCUGCGGAUGCUGCAACGUCUGCGGACGCAUCGAAGGCGAAAAGUGCGACAACUACACUCUGCCCUUGCAGUACAAGGAUCGCUACGGAUUCUGCGGCGACAAUAUGGCCUGCCUGUUGCGCAACGAUAUGGAAGACUUGGACAUUAACGAAGCGCUGUGUUAUUGCAAGAAACCGGGGGCGGUCUGCGGGACGGAUCUACGAACUUACGCCUCCGUUUGCAAACUGCGCCAAGAGGCCAUCCAGCGGGGGGACGACGACCUCGCCGUCAGAGAUUGGGGGCCCUGCGAAACUCACCCCGUCAUUUCGUCGGCGCCGGAAAACGUGACGGCCAACAUUCACGACGAUUUGGCGCUGAGUUGCGAAGCCAGAGGCUAUCCGAUUCCUAGCCUGAUUUGGGAAUUUGAAUCGGCCGCCACCGGAAAGAAAACGAAAUUGCCCGGGGACGAUCAAAUGAUCGCUUUACAAGUUCGCGGGGGACCCGAACCUUACAUGAUCUCCUCCUGGAUCCAGAUCCUUCGGGUGCGCUCCACCGACGCCGGCAUCUUCAGCUGUACCGUAGUCAGUAAGAAGGGCAUCGUUCGUGCCGAAGGCACCGUCACCGUUGCCAAGCGAGUGAAAAUUAAGUCAUCACAGACUAAACCCCCGACGCCUACGACUCCGGUUCCGGUCCUUCUUCCUUUGCCGCCAUCUACCACCAGUACCGCCAGCCAUAACAACAACCAAAACGGACCCAAAUUCAACGGCCCCAGAAGGAGUAACAACAACAACAGGAGCCGAGCGCCACGCAAACAACCCGUUUACGAACCGUCAGGAUAAAAUCAGCCAAAACCAACAAAUAACAAAAGGGACAGGAUAUGAAUCUAGUUGGCGAUUCUUCCAGUCUGGGACACACAAGAGUGGCAUCGAUCGAAGCAAUUAAAUGUUAACACACCAAAAUUUUUUUUUAAAUGUUUGAACUCUAUAUAAUCUUAUUGAAUAACAGCUUUAUUCCUCCUUCUUCUUCUUUCCCUUGUUGAGUGACUUUGAAAUUCGUUCUCCAAGUGGCUCCUCCUCAUUAUAUUCCUCAGGAGAAAUCUCCCCCAAUCGAUACACUACCCCCCAAAAAUAAGAAUUUCUCCCAUUGAAACAAAUGAUUGAAUUUUCUUCUUUUUUUUCCCACUGCUAUAUAACGCCGGUAUGUUGAUGCAAUCAAAUAAUAUACAAGAACAGAAAAUAUA